Cololabis saira (Pacific saury) is the source of this 1530-nucleotide messenger RNA. Its product is annotated as putative histone-lysine N-methyltransferase PRDM6. Bases 334 to 1530 code for a protein of 398 amino acids. The record is from RefSeq and is a predicted model, not a curated record. The transcript has 7 exons. NCBI's taxonomy places the organism in Eukaryota, Metazoa, Chordata, Actinopteri, Beloniformes, Belonidae.
CCAUCGGUGGCUCCCCGGAUCCCCGGUGGCCCCCCCACCCAAAGGACCCCCCCCCACCCCGGAACCCGCGCCCUGCGACCCCUUUAUUCUGACAACUUUUGAGUCAGAGGCAAAAAGAUCCGGUCCUGGGGAAAUUCAGCGGGGACUCGCCGCUCCGCUAUCCGCCUCUCAGUGCACCAAACCCGGCCACGCUCCGCGCGCCGCACCGCUGAACCUGGAACCCCCGGAACCGGGGACUGGAUAAUCUCUUCAUGUUUUCAGAUGAAACUUUCUCCUCCACUGACUGGUUGACACUGUGACUUCCUCUUGGAGACUGAAUCCCGCCGGGCCGCCAUGCUGAAGCCGGGCGGCGGCGACUCCAGCGGCUCGGCCUUCCUGAAGGUGGACCCGUCGUACCUGCAGCACUGGCAGCAGCUGUUCCCCCCCCAGCACCACCAGGGCCCGGGGCUGAAGGGGCCCCUGGGGGGACCCCUGGGGGGGCCCCUGGUGGCCCCGCUGGGCCCCCCCCUCCCCGGGGACACGGCCCUGAACCUGCGGCCGUCCCGGCUGCUGCACGGACACCUGCAGCCGCAGCUGCAGCUGCAGCCGCCCACGCCCUCGUCCUCCUCGUCCUCCGCCACGUCCUCGUCCUCCGUCUCCACCUCCGGCGGCCCCUUCGGGCCCCCGGGCCCCGGACCCGGACCAGGUUCAGGUCCGGUCGUUCCUCCGGAGAUCCUGCAGAAGGAGCCGGGCUGCGGAGGAGUGAUGGUGGUUUCCUCCAGCGAGGUGAAGACGGGAGGAAGAGAGGGAGGGAGAGAGGGAGGAGAAAGAGGAGAGGAAGGAGGGAACAAAGGAGUGAUAAAGGUGAAACUCACCUCGGAGGAACUGGACUAUUACCUGUACGGACAGCAGAGGAUGGAGAUCAUCCCUCUGAGCAGCAGCAGGGAGGGAGAGAUCAGCAGCCGAUGCGACAUGUGCGCCGACAACCGGCACGGCGAGUGUCCGAUGCACGGCCCGCUGCACUCGCUGCGCCGCCUGGUGGGCACCAGCAGCACGGCGGCGUCCGUCACCCUGCCGGACGUCCCUGAUUGGCUGAGAGACCUGCCCAGAGAGGUGUGUCUCUGCACCAGCACCGUGCCGGGACUGGGUUACGGGAUCUGUGCGGCCCAGAGGAUUCCUCAGGGAACCUGGAUCGGCCCCUUCCAGGGCGUCUCCCUGCUGGUGGACAAGCUGCACUCGGGGGCCGCGAGGAACACCCGCCACCUCUGGGAGUUUGAUCCGUGGGACGUUUUUGUGGAUCUGAGCGGCGCCGCUCCCCGGCCCGCGCUGCGUUCAGGUGUCGGGGUUCAGCCGUUUAUCGUGGUGUGUUCAGGUGUCGGGGUUCAGCCGUUCAUCGUGGUGUUCAGGUUCAGCCUCUCUCUCAUUGAUCAGCAGGACGGGGACGGGGGGACGGGGACCGGGGUCAGAGGUCGCCGGGACCACGGCCUGCAGGAACAGCAGCUGCUGCGUCAGGAUUGGUCCGUCCACAGCAGGAACGGGGAGAUUCCUUGA